This is a messenger RNA of Aspergillus piperis CBS 112811, 1366 nucleotides long. RefSeq names its product putative high expression lethality protein Hel10 (gene hel10). The transcript has 2 exons. Bases 450 to 1043 code for a protein of 197 amino acids. The record is from RefSeq and is a predicted model, not a curated record. Lineage: Eukaryota; Fungi; Ascomycota; Eurotiomycetes; Eurotiales; Aspergillaceae. Gene Ontology annotation, cellular component: outer membrane.
GCGCCCAAGAUGAACACAUGGCACAGCCACCCCGCGCUGCAUGGUGGCGGGGGAUCUAGUGAUUCCGUACGGCAUCAGCCUCAACGAACAGCCACAAUGGAAGUCGUAAUCUCACUUCAAACCGGGUUAAUUUCUGACCGGGGGCUGUGACUGAACGGCGUAAUUACUUGUUCCCGUGUUUUCUCAGCUGGCGCUGGGCUCUUGGCGUAGCGGGGACAUCAUUGAAUCUUGGUGGGGCUCACCUUCUGGGCGAGUCAGCACUGCGCCUGCUCAGCCCUGCAGUGCCAGAUCACCUUAUCCAGUGGCCAAAUAUCCCACUAUAAAAGGCCUGGGAACCCCUCGUUCUGUCUUACCUUCGGUUCAUCUUACCAACACUCCACUUCCUUCCUCUAUCAACCUUACCAAUCUAUCAAUCAACUACCUCUACAACCCCAAUCCUCAUCAUAACCAUGUCUGGCUACGACGGAUACAACAACCAGGGCUACUACGGCCAGCAGGGUGGUUACGGCCAGGGCGGCUACGGCCAAGGUGGAUACGGCCAGCAGCAAGGAUACCCCCCGCAGCAAGGAUAUGGCCAGCAGGGUGGCUAUGAUCAGUACAGCCAGCACCAACACCAGCAGCACGGCGGCCAGGGUGGUGCCUCCAGCGACUACUACGGCGGUGGUGGACAGCCCCAGUAUGGUGAGGGCCAGUACGGCCAGCAGCACCAGGGUGGUCAGCAGUACGGCCAGGACCAGCGUGGCGAAUACAACCAGGGUGCCCCCGGCGGAGCCCAGGAGGGUGAGCGUGGCCUCGGUGGUGCCAUUGCCGGUGGUCUUGCGGGCGGAUUUGCCGGUCACAAGGCCGAUCACGGAAUCCUCGGAACCAUCGGUGGAGCUAUCAUGGGAAGCAUCGCCGAGGAUGCCAUCAAGAAGCACAAGCACAAGGAUGAGCAGCAGCAGGACUACCAGAGCAGCUAUGGUGGUUACCCCCCUCAGGGUGGCCAGUCCCACCACGGCGGCGGUGGCAUGAUGGACCAGCUCGGCGGCUUCUUCAAGCGAUAGACGGUUCUCCUUCUCUCCUAAACCGAUUGCUUUCUUCCUGCUUAUUCUUACGAAUUUCCUUGCGACUACCGUGAAUGACUGAAAUUUCGACUUUUGCUUCGUUCGGCCGGCCGGGUUUUGGAUGAAGAAUUAUUGAAUCGCUUUUUCUACAUUUUCUUCUCAUUGCUAUUACUGAGAUCGCUUUGCUUGUUACACAUACCCGGCGCGGAUGAAAUUCUUAAUCUUGAUACCAACGCUGUAUUCCAGUCUACAUAGCUCUUCUGUGGUUACGUUACGAAGAAUCAUACAGUCUUUGGCCUCAUUUACUUUUGGCUCCUGAGCAG